GGGGCUUGGGGGGGUUGGGGAACGGAUCGGAGUGGAGGCAGCGGCGGCGCGCUGACACGGGGUGCCCGCUCGGAGGAUGGUCCCCGCGGUGGGGCUGCCGCUCCUCAGCCCCCCUCCCUGGUCCAGAGUAGAGAAUGUGCCAUGCAUCGCCUCUGCGUGCUCCUGUGUGACAUCUCAACCUGGAAGUUAGUCAGCUUCAGAAUACAGUUACAAACAAACAAACAAAAAAAUACCCUAAAGACACGAAGCUUGUUCAGAGAAGCCGAUGAGCUUUCCAGGAGGAGCGAGGGAGAGGUGAAGCCACGAGGAGUCUGAGGGCCCAUGGGAGGAGUUGCAAUACCAGGCUCUCUUCUCCGAAACCAUGCCAGAGAUGACAGAGAAUGAGACACCUACUAAGAAGCAACACCGAAAGAAAAACCGGGAGACACAUAAUGCAGUGGAGAGACAUCGAAAGAAGAAGAUUAAUGCUGGGAUAAACAGAAUCGGAGAACUCAUUCCCUGCUCUCCAGCACUUAAGCAGAGCAAGAACAUGAUCCUGGAUCAGGCCUUUAAGUAUAUAACAGAAAUGAAAAGACAGAAUGAUGAACUUCUGUUAAAUGGAGGGAACAAUGAACAGGCUGAAGAGAUAAAAAAACUCCGGAAACAGUUGGAUGAACUGCAAAAGGAAAACGGGAGAUACAUCGAACUACUGAAAGCAAAUGAUAUUUGCCUGUAUGAUGACCCUACGAUCCACUGGAAAGGAAAUCUCAAAAGUGCGAAGGUCUCGGUUGUUAUUCCCGGUGAUCAGGUUCAAAAGAACAUCAUUGUCUAUUCAAAUGGGACUCAACCCAAUGGGAAUAACCAGGGAGCAUCUGUCCAGGGAAUAACGUUUAAUGUUAGUCAUAAUUUACAAAAGCAAACAGCCAAUGUUGUGCCAGUCCAGAGAACUUGCAACCUAGUGACUCCUGUGACUAUUUCUGGUAUUUACCCCACAGAAAACAAGCCAUGGUCACAAACUACAGUUUCUCCACUGGCACCCACUCAGACAGCUCCAGCAGGGAAUGUUCUUGAGCUUUCCACCUCGGACAAUGAGCGAGGCGUGCUCACUGCUGCUACUGCCAGCUCACAGAGCGCAUCUCAAUCCGGAACAGAGCAGGAACUACAGCGUUCUUCAAGUAACACACCACAGAAUGAUCAAAAUCCUCCCAAGAGUAAAAAUGAUGAGGAGGGCACUAAAUUAACAAAGAAAACGCUCCUUCAGGGAAUCAGCCUUCCUUCCAGUGCCUCCACGGAAGCCUCCCAAGUUCAACAGGUGAAUGCGACUUGCUCAAAUACACACGAUUCUAGGAGUGACCUUCAGGAAAGCUGUGUCAUUUCAACCACGGACACAGCUUCUGUGCCAUCAGUGAGGCUGACUACUGCAGAUAGCCCUUCCUCUGUAAAUGUCCUCAAAAGUACAGACUCAGUAAGUAGCGCUGGAAUGCCUGUGACUUCUGCAGCAGCAGGAGUUAAGGCUGCGAUGGCAAUGAGCACUCUGCCUGCCAGUCCCCUAGAGAACUGCUGGUCUUUUUCAGGCUCUUCAGGUGUUGGCACUUCAGACUUGAAAAACAUGAGUAGCCUUACACGGAUGCCUUCAGCUGGCAACACGCAGACCACGUGGACAACUUUGCAGCUGGCGGGAAAUACUGUUCAGCCACUAAGCCAAACGCCAUCCGGUAUAAUGACCGCACUAUUAAACGAGCCAGUUAAUGGUGCUGGUACCGUGUCUUCUGCUCACAGCAGGCCUUUGACUACAAGUAUCAGUUUGAACGCUUCUCUGCCUGGGGAUGGCCAGGCAGCUGAACAGAUUGUAGUUACCUUGCCCUCCUGCCCACCCUUACCUAUGCAGCCGUUAAUCAGCCAGCCACAGGUUAAAACUCAGGCUGCAGGGAAUAUCCUUCCAUUAAAUUCAGCUAUGCAGGUGAUUCAGAUGGCUCAGCCAGUCGCGUCAGCUGUUACAGGAGCACCGGCCAACCAGAAUGUCAUCAUUCUCCAGCCUCCAAACCCUGCUCCGUGCCCGCCGAUUAUGAGAGCGGAAGUUCCCAGCCAAAAUGUUAGUCAGCAAAUUGUAAUUAUACAAGCUGCUAAUCAGAAUCCUCUUCCCCUCCUCUCCGCUCAGCCUUCUGCUUCUGUAAGAGUUCCCGUGAACGGGCCGACUGCAAUCGCGAACUCUAGCAGCUCCAUACAAAAUGCCUCUCUUCCACAGACUUUCGGAGGGAAACACCUUGUCCAUAUAUUACCAAGACCAUCCUCUUUGGCAUCUUCUAGCUCUACGCAAACGUUUUCGGUUACAAUGUCGAAUCAGCAGCACCCUCAAACUAUCUCAUUGAACGGGCAGCUUUUUGCGUUGCAGCCGGUGAUGUCUUCAUCUGGAGCUUCAAAUCAAGCCCCUAUGCAAAUUAUUCAACCCACCACCAGCGAGGAUCCAAAUACCAAUGUUGCCCUCAAUACAUUCGGUGCUUUAGCUAACCUAAAUCAAAGCAUAUCGCAAAUGGCUGGACAGAGCUGCUUGCACUUGUCUCUCAGCCACCCUACCAAUCCCACAACUGUCAAUAACCAGAUCGCCACAGUUAACUGUGUGUCAGUAGCAACUUCAGUGGCAUCUUCAAUACCUGCGGAGGUUUCAGCAUUAACUAGUGCAUCUAAUUCGAUAAAUGCUUCCCCCAAAAAAGCGGCUGCUGCCUUGCCAUCCAAUGCAAAAUCGAAAAGGGCAAACAAAAAGCCAAGUACAAAGAAACACCAAGUGGUCAACAGUAAAGUGUCCUGCCCAGCAGCUCCUUGCAAAGACGCAGGGAAGGUGGACUGCGCUCCCGUGGAAACGACGGCAAAGCAUUCAAACGGCGAGGGGCUGAUCGAUAAUGCUCCAGCGAUAUCUCAAGCUUUAACGACGUCGCAGGCGAGCAGUGUGGCAGCAUCGAGUGGUGUCAGCGUUUCUGACUGUCGUUCCAAAGAGACUGCCAGCUCUGAACAGGCAGCCAAAACCUCCUCUGUCCCUGAGCCGAGCUCAGCUGAGGCACCCGCUUCCUCGCCACUGGCGUCCGUGGUGUCAGAGCAGCUGGCGCUUGUCCCGCCGACCGCCAAAGAAGCUGCUCCUCACCAGCAGGCCCGUGGGUCUCAGAACCGUCCACCAACCAGCUCUGCCUUGUCAGAGUCUCCGAAAUCCUGUGAACCCACCACCACCUUAGCGUCCUCUCGUACUGAAGCACAUGUGACAAAUUCUCAGGUUGCUGGGACAUCAGCAGCACAGAGCAGCACAGCGGGUCAUACGUCCAAGGCAGGAACGAUUUCGGAGUCCUGCAACGUUACACAGGAUUCCUCAGUGGUAAUGCAAGAUGCGGACUUGUUAGAAGGACAGGGUCUAACCAAAAUGCUGUCUGAUCUCACGAAAGAAAGAACAGCUGUGGAAAAAACCUCUUCUUUCAGCGUUCAGGGGGAGCAUUCUAAUUUUCCCAUGGAAAACUCUAAAUCAGCAGACUCAAAUGUUGAUUUGCCUGAGAAGCAGGAACUCUUGCUGAUGAACACGGAAGGCGAUACUCUUUCCCAGCAUCACUCCUGCAUUUCUGACCAGGAAGUAGUCAGUGCUUCCCUUAUCGCUAGCAGGCAGGCCGACUCCCCUAUGUCAACUAGCUCUGGCAGCAGUCGAGGCUUCUCGGUUGCAUCUAUGUUGCCAGAUACCACCAGAGAAGACGUUACUAGCAGCACCUCAACGAGUACCUGUAACAGCUGCACAUUUUCAGAACAGACCGACAUUGUAGCUCUUGCAGCAAGAGCUAUUUUUGACCAGGAGAACCUUGAGAAAGGUGGAGGAGGAAUGCAGGUUAACAUGAGGGAUGCCAUCUCUAAGUCAACUGAGGUUGCACCUUUGGAGAGAGAGCAACAGCCUUUUAAGGCUCAACCAGUGAAAGAAAACAACGCAGGACCGUUGGAAGCAGCACCAAACAAAUUCAGUGCUCAGGAUGCAGCACAGACAAAUGUCGAUAGGCAGGUUGAAAAGCCAAGCUGCUCUGUAGGAGGUGUAGAAACAUCAAACGCUUCUUUGCAGAUUUCCACUUCCCAGUCACCAAGCAUAACCAGUUUAAGCGUGAAUAAUCUAAUACACCAGAGUCGCAUUGUCCAUCCCCUUGUGAGUUGUUCCAGUUUAUCCCAGUCUUCAGAGCCAGCGAGCGUCCCUGCAACUGUGAGCCUCUCCCUUCCACCUACCACGUACGUCAAUCAGUCUCCAGGCCCCACUAUGAUGAGCGAAUAUGCUCAGGAACAACUGAAUGCUAUUAGGGCAAGCACCAUGCAGGCUCCCCAGCUGCCGGAAUCACACUUAAAGCAGCAAAAUCAUGAAGGUCGCAAGGACUCGGCCAAGCGGGCUGUUCAAGAUGACCUUCUGCUUUCUACGGCCAAGAGGCAAAAGCAGUGCCAGACGACGUCCAUCAGGCUUGAAGGGAUGGCAUUGAUGAACCGAACACCGGAGAGCAUUGCUGAUCAAACACAGAUGCUAGUCAGUCAGAUUCCUCCCAAUUCGUCCAAUUCAGUGGCGUCAGUGAGCAACCAAGGGCACACGGAUGGCCUCAAUAGGUUAUUCCCAUCGAACAGCAACUUUGUAACACCAGCUUUGAGACAACCUGAAGUUCAGUGCGGUUCGCAGCCAUCAAUUUCAGAGCAGCAAGGCCAGGCUGGGCAGCACUUGCAGCCAAUUCAACAUGUACCCACUCAAGGCAUAUCUCACCUUCACAGUAAUCAUCCCUACUUAAAGCAACAGCAGGCUGGUCAGUUAAGAGAAAGGCACCACUUGUAUCAGCUGCAGCACCAUGUCACUCACGGGGAAAACUCGGUCCACUCUCAACCCCACAACGUCCACCAACAGCGAACAAUACAGCAGGAGGUGCAGAUGCAGAAGAAACGAAACCUCAUCCAGGGAACACAAGCCACGCAGCUUUCUCUACAGCAAAAACACCACGGAAGCGAUCAAACGCGGCAAAAAGGUGGUCAGCCUCAUCCUCACCACCAGCAAAUGCAGCAGCAGAUGCAGCAGCACUUUGGAGCUUCCCAGCCUGAAAAGAACUGUGAAAAUCCUGCAACAAGCAGAAACCAUCAUAACCACCCUCAGAGCCAUAUAAAUCAGGAUAUUAUGCAUCAACAGCAACAAGAUGUUAGCAGCAGACAGCAAGGUUCAGCUUCUGAACAUGUGUCAGGGCACAAUCCGAUGCAGAGACUUAUGACCUCAAGGGGCUUAGAGCAGCAAAUGGUGUCCCAGGCAAGUAUCGUAACCAGGCCAUCAGAUAUGACAUGCACCCCUCACAGGCAGGAAAGAAAUAGAGUCUCCAGCUACUCUGCCGAGGCGCUCAUCGGGAAGACGCCCUCUAAUUCGGAACAGAGAAUAGGAAUAUCUCUUCAAGGCCCUAGGGUUUCUGACCAGCUUGAAAUGAGGAGCUAUCUUGAUGUUUCUAGAAAUAAAGGGUUAGCCAUUCAUAAUAUGCAGGGCCGCUUAUCUGUCGACCAUACAGUUAGCUCAGAUGUGCAGCGGCUUUCUGAUUGCCAGACAUUUAAGUCAGCUGGACCCAAUCAACAACCGACAGGCAAUUUCGAUGUCCAGGCUUCAAGAAACAGCGAAAUUGGUAAUUCUGUGUCAUCCCUCAGGGGCAUGCAGUCACAAGCUUUUCGAAUCGGUCAAAAUACUGGGCCAUCCAUAGAAAGACAGAAGAGAUUGCCCUACCAGCCAGUACAGGGUAUUCCAACAGGAAAUACCCUGCCAUCAAGGGAGAAUGAAAACACGUGCCACCAAAGUUUUAUGCAGAGUUUACUUGCCCCUCACCUUGGAGAUCAAGUUAGUGGAAGCCAAAGAUCAAUCCCAGAACAUCAGAGGAACACGCAGUGCGGCGCCUCCUCCACGAUUGAGUACAAUUGUCCCCCAGCACGGGAGAGUGUCCACAUCCGAAGAGAGGGUGAUGGCCAGAGCAGGGAGAGCUGUGACAUGUCUAUUGGUGCAAUUAACACGAGGAACAGUUCUCUGAAUAUUCCUUUUUCAAGUUCUUCUUCCUCGGGAGAUAUUCAGGGUCGCAAUACAAGCCCAAACAUCUCUGUGCAGAAGUCCAAUCCCAUGAGGAUGACGGACAGUCAUGGAACCAAGAGCCACAUGAAUACGCCUGUUUCUAGCAACAUGCAUGGAGUUGUGAGGCCAACUCACCCUCACUCUGCAGUUUCUCACGGAAAUGGCGAGCAAGGGCAACCUUCUGUUCGUCAGCCAAAUUCUUCAGUUACUCAGCGGUCGAGGCAUCCUCUGCAAGAUAAUGGAGGUUCUAAAAUACGUCAGCCUGAAAGGAAUCGAUCUGGAAAUCAAAGACAUGGAAAUGUCUUUGACCCUAGUCUUCCCCAUCUUCCUCUCUCUACCAGCGGCAGUAUGAUCCUUGGGCGCCAGCAGUCUGCGAUAGAAAAAAGAGGAAGCAUUGUCCGAUUUAUGUCUGAUGGCCCUCAAGUGUCUAAUGAUAACGCAGCCCCUGACCAACAUACGCUCUCUCAGAAUUUCGGAUUCCCUUUUAUUCCGGAGGGUGGCAUGAAUCCACCGAUAAAUGCCAACGCCUCUUUCAUCCCACCAGUCACCCAGCCUAGUGCCACUCGAACACCAGCUCUCAUCCCGGUCGAUCCUCAGAAUACCCUGCCAUCCUUCUAUCCUCCUUACUCUCCUGCCCACCCUACCCUUUCCAACGACAUUUCAAUCCCUUACUUUCCCAAUCAGAUGUUUCCUAACCCAGGCACGGAGAAGCCGAGUAGUGGAAGUUUAAACAAUCGAUUUGGAUCCAUUCUGUCUCCUCCCAGGCCUGUUGGUUUUGCUCAGCCAAGUUUUCCUUUGCUUCCGGAUAUGCCGCCGAUGCACAUGACCAACACGUCGCACUUAUCCAAUUUUAACUUGACGUCUUUGUUUCCAGAAAUAGCCACAGCUCUUCCUCCAGAUGGUUCGGCAAUGUCGCCUUUGCUUUCCAUUGCAAACACAUCUGCUUCAGAUUCUUCCAAGCAGUCCUCAAACCGACCUGCCCACAAUAUAAGCCAUAUUCUAGGUCACGACUGCAGCUCAGCUGUAUGAAAACUGAAAGACUGACUUCUAGUCCGAUGCAUCGUUUAUAUAUUUAAGAAGAAGAAAGUGGAUCUUACCGGCAUCCUUGAAGAGACCAUUCAUAGCAUCACUGUUUAUUUGCCUAAAUGUAUGUAUAUGGGUACUUUUCAUAUUUAUAUACACACUGUAUUUCCAUCCACCUUACUAACUUCAAAGCACCAGUGCCUAUAGCAAUGCUUACUUACUAGUAACAGUAAGGAUGCAACAUUGAGAGCUGUGCAAAUAUUGGUUGUUGAUUUUCCAACAAUCAAGUUUGAUGUCCGAUUGUUCCAGGGUAAGGGCCACCCUCAGUAAUAUGUGGAUGUAAAGAAAGGAGUGAGAGCAUCCGUAUGGGAGACAGGAAACAAAUGCUACAGGUUUCGUUUUGUUUCUGAUGCGUUUACCUGAAACUACAGAGGAACUUGAAGCGGCUUGGGUUUCUCUUUUUCUUUUGUAAAAUACCUUCAGGAGCCUCAACACAGGUCAAGUCUGUGUUAACCCAGCGUUAAUUGAUAAAGACAUUUGUUGUGCAGCUUUUGUCUGUUUGAGGCUUGUCACAUGCACUUGACUUAAGGCUGACUUUACCUGGCAGAAAUUACUAUGUGUUUCCAUGGUCAGCAAUUAAAAAUACUGGCUUAGAAAAUUCAGAUUUCUUUAACCCAUGGCUUUCUGUUUCUAAGAAGAAUUUUGUUUUGAUCUGUUUUAACAAUGGCUUCAGUUACUGCUGAACUUCGUCAACGUUGUAAUGUAGCUUACAACUCCUUCUAGCGUAGUCAGCAGAGGCAGCAGUCGCAUUUGUUGCCAUUUCAUUGUUCGUAUGCUGCAAGUUACCUCAGGGUGGGUUUUGUACCUUGUUUAGCACCUUCUUAAUGUCUUUUUUUUUCCCCCCCUCCUCUACUUUUCUUUGGCCCAUGCUCAAACACCAGCUUUCUGGUUUCUGUGAGUGACAGCCCUUUGUUGUACCAGGCAGCACAUGGGAGGAGGACUGAGCCUGUGGCAUCCCGCAAAAUGAGCCGGGGCAUUCCCGGGAGCACAGUUGUUACUUAACGUUGCUGACAGGAUCGGGCCCGAGUUAAUAUCAGUACCCUGCACUUGAAUGCACCUUUUGUCUAAACCUGUAUGAUUGUGGCUGAAGGAGGAACGUGAACGUGUCAAGACCGAACUGCUGCACACCGGGAAGAAAGACGCUGUGAUUUGAGCGCCGCGAGGAAGGGGGACACGUCUGUAUGUGCAUGAGAGACGGAGUGAAUGUGCAUGUGCUGGCUGAGUCUCCAGUACUUUCACAAGUUUUGGUCCCGUUUCUUUUAAAGAAAAGGGAAGAACUAGGUAAGUUUUAUUUAUUUAAUGGCUCUGCAGUGUGAUUUUUUUAAAAAAAAAAAACAAGGCAGAAAUAUUCUGUCUUUUAUUUUUAUGUGCUUGGAAAUACCAUUCCGGUUUUGAUUCUUCAAAUAACAGAGUAACUUCAGGUUUCCUUGUAUGCAAUCCUCCCCCUGGCAGCCGGGGAGUGGCAAAAACUGCUCUGGGGCCGCUUCUCUGGGCAGGGCGAGGUUGAAACACUUGUGUGUUGCCCACCAGCGCAUCGUCUUGCUGCUCCUGGGACCUGUCACAGGUUCUUCCCCAAUUCCUCUGCUAGAGGGGGCGUGGGGAGGAGCAGGCUCCCUGGGAUUUUUUUAGGUGUUUGUUGUGGGUUUUUUUUCUUUGAAAGGCAGAAAGGAAGAUAUUCUCUGUCUUCAAGAAUGGCCCCACCAAGAGGGAUGUGAAAAUUUUUUCCAUAGCUUGGCUAACCAGGCCACAUUUUUGCUAAGUCCGUUUGCACUGAUCCAGGAAAGUAGAGGCUUUAACAUAAAAAAUAAUUGGGCUGUGUCUGUAUUCCAUCCUGACAGUGUCUCUGUUCUUAUAACCAGGGGUCUGAUGUUUUCCUGCAAAGCUAAGUAAAAUGGUUGUCAUCCAAAUUGGGAAUCCCUUUUUCAUUCCGAUGGACCCUAUCUUAGGACACUAAAUCUAAGCGGUGGUUCAGUUUUCUGUGUUUAUUAAAAAUGAUAGAUUGAAUAUUUAUUUCACUUCAGAGCAAGGGAGCUUGUCUGAUUUUGACUGCCAAAGUGUAGUUACCAACCGAAUGGCAGCAACCGGCCUGUGCAGAGCAGAGGGUUAGGAAUGACAGUCAGUCCCCAACGCCAAACCAAUUAAGCAAACUGCAGGUUUAUCUGGGUGGUAUCUGAGGAGACUCUCUGAUCAAAUUGAUUUCCCUAGUGGAUCCCAGUAGAUCACGAAAGGGCCACCUCAGGUGGUGAAAUGAGUUCCAUAACGAUGAGCGGCUCCUUGGGUUGUGGAUGAUAAAGACAGGGGUAUUGAAUGAGUGGCUCCGCUGUGCAUUAGUUACAUAGUUGUCUGGACCUUUAGGAGGGAAGCAAAACAGCCAUUCUUGCCCUCUUUAAAUGGCCUUGUGUGUGCAAUGCUGUACUUGGCUUUCAAGACAAAGUAGUGAAAAAUAAAGCCCUGGCUUACAGGACUUUAUAUAAAGAUGUUAAUCUUGCUCCUCGUUCCAGGCAUUCAUGUAGUUCCACAUUAGUUUCCUCUGCUGGGAAAACGACACUACUUCACAGUGUCUUUGAAAAACGGAGUGAGCUCGUAAACCUAUACGGACCAGUUGCAAUGCAACAGUUGAACGUUCACAAGUCCAUGGGGCCUGAUGGGAUUCACCCCGGAGUACUAAAGGAGGUAGCGGACAUCAUGGCAGGACCCCUCUUGAUCAUCUGCCAAAGUCUUGACAGUCUGGGAAGGUCCCUGCUGACUGGAAGCUAGCCAGCGUUAUUCCAGUUUACAAGAAGGGCUUGAGGGAAGACCCAGGGAACUACAGACCUGUUAGUCUAACCUCAGUUCCUGGAAAAAUUAUGGGGAAGAUUUUUCUGGGUACUGUUGGAAGGCUUUCAAAGAACAAUGCAGUUAUCAGGCACAGUCAACAUGAGUUCACAAAGGGAAAGACUUGUUUAACUAAUCUGGUAUCCUUUUGCAAUAAGGUCAUCCGCCUAGUGGAUGAAAGGAAGGUGGUGGAUGUAGUUUUUCUGGAUUUUAGGAAGGCUUUUGCUAUUGUCCCUCACAGCAUCCUUCUAGGUGAGUUGUCCAGCUGCGGGAUGAGCAGUGUGCUGGGUGAAGAACUGGCUGAAGGGCAGGGCUCACAGGGUUGUGGUGAAUGGGGCUACAUCUGGCUGGCGACCGGUCACCAGCAGUGCUCCUCAGGGCCCAAUUCCAGGGCCAGUCCUGUUCAAUAUAUUUAUCAACGAUCUGGAUGCAGGAGUUGAAUGCACCAUUAGCAAGUUUGCUGAUGAUACCAAACUGGGAGGUGCUGUUGACUCUCUUGAGGGACAAGAGGUCUUCAGAAGGUUCUAGAUAGAUUGGAGCAUUGGGCGAUGAUUAAUGGGAUGAAAUUUAACAAGUCCAAAUGCCAGAUUCUGCACCCAGGAGGGCUGUAGAGCAGCCCUGCAGACAGGGAUCUGGGGGUGCUGGGGGGCAGCAGGCUCAACAAGAGCCAGCAGUGUGCCCUGGCAGCCAAGAGGGCAACCCGCAUCCUGGGGUGCAGCAAACACAGCAUCACCAGCCGGUCAAAAGAGGUGAUUGUCCCACUGUGUUCAGCAUUGCUGCGGCCUCACCUGGAGUGCUGUGUGCAGGUCUGGGCCCCACAGUUUAAGAAGGGUGUGAAGGUCUGUGAAUGCGUCCAGAGGAGGGCAACAAAGCUGGUGAAAGGGCUGGAAGGAACAUCCUAUGAGGAAUGGCUGAGGACUCUGGGCUUGUCUAGUUUGGAGAAAGGAGCCUGAGGGGCAAAUGGACAUUAGGAAGCAUUUAUUUACUGAGAGAGGGUGGUCAAACACCGGAACAGGCUUCCUAGAGAGGUGGUCGAUGCCCCAUGUCUGUCAGUGUUUAAAGAGGCAUUUGGGCAAUGCUCUUUAUAACAUACUUUAAUUUGGUCAGCCCUGAAGUGUUCAGGCAGUUGGACUAGGUGAUCGUUGUAGAUCCAUUGCCAACUGAAACAGCCCGCUUCGCUUCGCUUCUCCUCUUCUAUAUAUUUAUUCCUUCAUAUUGAUUUCACUAUUAAUUUCACUGGUGGCAUGUCAAGGUUAAAUGCAAUCCUGAGUGUUCACACUAGAGUAUGUCCACUGUGACUUUCUGUUGUUGUUUAGUUUUUUUUUUUUUAAUUUUGUAGCUGAAGAGGCGGUAACUGUAUCAGUGCCCCUUUUCUGUUUACAAAGACAACCAAAAAAUAGCGACUUUGUUGGCAGGCUACCUGUAGUGCCCGUAAUCACAACACAGGCAUUUUAGUGAUAUAAAGACUAUUGCAAUUUUGCAGGAACUGCACAGUUUUGCAGUGAGCAGCUCAAAAGUAAUUACCAUGUGACCCUCAGUCUUCUCUAGAGGCUUGUACCUCACAUUGUUGUGCCAGGGCACGGUGAUUCGUGCGCAAUCACCACAACACUUCGUCGUCCUUCUCAGGACUUUUUCUGAAGCCUGCCAAGGAUGGAGAAAUAUCAUCAUUUCAUUACCCUCCUUGAACACGCCAACCUCUGUUGAAGUUCAGCCACAAACCAGUGCGGGUCUUUUCAUGUGCCAGAAGUGAUGAUGAGUGACCCUGUGGCUGGCGUUGGUGUGGGGUCAGGAAGACCACUAUGGAAAGAAAGGUAGGCAGACCCAUCUGUGAGAGCUUCAUCUAAACGCAUUUAUCCAAAUUCUAUUAUUUACAUUGCUAACUGGCUUUUAGAUCAAUUUAAUAUAAAAAAAAAAAAAUUGGCCCUAUUGGGCAGUCUUUUGGUCUAUUUGACUAUCCAGUAUGGUCUUUGAAUGCUGAAUCUGUCCAGGUCCCCGGUUUAAGAGCAGCUUGUGGGUUUGCCACAGAGUUCAGCUUCUCUCGUGUUCAUGCUCACGUAUCUUUAGGAAGAACAGUGGAUGGACUGGAUAUUUCACAGGAAAUCAGGUAUUAAGUAAUUUUUGUUAGUUUUUAAUUAUGACAUUGGUUUAGUUUUCCUCUUCACCGUAAACUAAUCACCCCUGCUAUUCCCCAUCAACCAGGCUUCUGGCAUUCAGUUUUGUAGGCCAGUUUGUGCCACUGAUAGGUCAGUGUUUCAGCUUCUGACUGCGGGCCCUUUCCCAGGGCUUUGGGCUCUGCUCUCAGGAAGAGAAGUGAUUGCAACAUCUUUGCCGUUGAGUGGAAACUAUUCUUUCUUUUCUUUCUUUUUUCUUUUAUUUUUCCUUUCCCCUGCCAUUGAAGCUGUUGUGUUUAGGCAUCAGGCUGAAAAGAUAUUAAGGAAGGCUCACCUUACCGCAAUAUAUGCUUUUUUUGAGGGGGAGGGGAAGUUUUGCGGAGCAAAUAAUUCCAUUUUACUUGUUUUAAUAACAAUUGGACAGGCAAAUACAUUUCCUUCAGCAAACAUCUAUGACACCAACAAUUUAUCUUUUUCUCCUAAGAAUUACCUGGGCAAUUCACAGUUCCUUUGUUUUUCGAGAUAUAUUUGGAAAAGAUUUUGUGGGUUUAAUUGCAAUUUGUUAGCCCGAGAAUGGUAUUUUUCUCUUCCAUGAUACCUUUUUGAAGGUUACUUACACUAAGUGGGGUUUAUUUUGGUUUUGAAGGAAGGAAAAAUACCCAGUAGUGCCUAAUUUAGCAAAAUAAGCAACAGAAGGGGAAGGCUGAGCACUGCCUCAGCUGCCAGCCGUUGUGUAGCUGUGGCUUUCAGCUUGGCCUAAAUGACUUCAACAAACAAUAGCAAACGGGUCUAGGGCUGCUUUGCAUCUGUGUCAGUGUAAGCCUUGAUUAAUCCCUUAAGAAGCCUUGGAGAAUAAAAGCGGAGUCAGACUAGGUUGAAAGCAGGCAAUAAAAUAGUAAUGUAUUAACAUUUACAUACUUUUCAUUGAGAGAAAGGACCUAAUUUAAGAGCAGCGAAGGAAACCUAGAACUGAAUUGAUUUGAGCCGGUGGCUGAGCCUUACUGAAAUGUGUUUUGUAGCUCCUGCUCCCAGCUCCAGUCACUAUGCUGCUGCCCAGGUGGAAGAGCACCUCUCUGGAAAAAAAAAUAAAUGCUGUGCUAGUACAGAGCCUCCUGAAUUCUGCACAGAUUUCCUACUUUAAAGCGGUGCUGCUGCUGCUGUGGUUGGUGACUGUAGUGCUGUUGCAGGAAACACGGCAGGGCAACCACAGAGGGCAUUGCUGGAGAAAAGGGGUCAUUUCAUUUUUUCCGAUCUCCUGUUGUUUCUACAACUUCUUCAGAGGUACUUGCGCAGUCCUGGCCCAAGGGCUUGGUCACAAACUCGUGUUGUCAUCUGUCUCUGGAAGUGCAGUCAGCUGUGCUAAAAGAGCGAUGACCUUUUGCUAUUCCCCAAAUAAGUUUCACGCUCAUCACUUUAAUAAUGAUCUCACUUUGACUGGACAGACAGAGUAACAUUGCACCUAUUUAUACCGAAUCAGUUGAAUUUGUGUUGUUUUCUGAUACAGUGAUAUAAGGAGCUCCAUUCUUUAUCAUCACCUAACCUAAGUUAUCUAUGACUGCUGUUUCCUUCUCCCACUGCCACUGAUCCAGCGCAGGUAGCAGCCACGCGGACAGGAGGCCAGCGCAGACACAGGUUCGCCUGUGAGGGUGUUUUCACCCUGCUACUGCCACUGCCAUCCUUAGAGUAAAUCUAAAACCUCAGAGCACCAACGCUUUAUUCCCACUAGUUGUACCGAGAGCACGUUGUUCUGUGAACCAGUGAAAGAUUGAGCAGAGGUUUUUGGUCGUGAUGACACAAAGCUGUCUUCUCUCUGCAAACAAGCCCUGCUUAGUUAUACAGAAGCUAUUUAUAAUUUGCUGAUACCAGUUUUUAUGAGACAAAUUUAAAAAAAUAUAUUAAAUCAUUUCUUUCUGCCUCGCAAAAAGUAUUUUUCAAGUAGGUUCCAAGUUUGCAAUAUGCGCUGAUGUUUUGGCAAUCACAAAUGUGAAACAACCGAGCUCGCAGUGGGUUGUACCCCUGUUCCUGCCCACUCACUGUGAGAAGGGAAGCAAAUACGGAUUUUGCCACAGUAGAUUAAUCAAAGAUACCGUUGCCCUCCAUGAUGUAAAUUAUUUAUAUUCAGUCGAGAGUUCUCUGCUGUGCUUUUGUUUUAUACAGCUGUUAAGUUACUCGGAUACAGCCCCAGUGGAAAGUCCUUACUAUUUUGUAAUGGCAAAGAAGGAACUCUGCAGUAGAAAUCUAUAAUGAAUGAACAGGAAUCUCAUCUUCCAAUUGUAAAUAAGAUCUUGUUCUGUUUAUUUUGACAUCUUUUUACAAAUGUAUUGCAUUCAGGUGUAAAUAUCCCAAACCAUGAUCUUGUUCAGAGUUCUGAGAUUUCUAUUGUUAAAUGUAAUACUUUGUUUAAUAGUUGUAAUAAUUAUUUGUAUAGAU
Messenger RNA from Chroicocephalus ridibundus (black-headed gull), 14496 nucleotides. It is a transcript of the gene USF3, whose product is annotated as upstream transcription factor family member 3. NCBI's taxonomy places the organism in Eukaryota, Metazoa, Chordata, Aves, Charadriiformes, Laridae. Gene Ontology annotation, molecular function: RNA polymerase II transcription regulatory region sequence-specific DNA binding; DNA-binding transcription activator activity, RNA polymerase II-specific; protein dimerization activity. Gene Ontology annotation, biological process: negative regulation of epithelial to mesenchymal transition; positive regulation of transcription by RNA polymerase II. The transcript is spliced from 8 exons. The coding region runs from base 362 to 7087 and encodes 2241 amino acids. The record is from RefSeq and is a predicted model, not a curated record.